CAUGUUAAGAAGGAAUGAUUUAUCUCUACCAGAAACUUCUCUUCCUGCUUCAAUCUCAGCUGAUAAUGGAGUUAUUACUACUUUGUAUUGUGCUACAAGUCCAGAAAUCGAUGAGAAAAAUUAUCGUGGAAAGUAUUUUGAACCAUUUGGUGAUGAAAGUGAAUGA
This is a messenger RNA of Racocetra persica, 166 nucleotides long. The record is from the annotation of a GenBank genome assembly. NCBI's taxonomy places the organism in Eukaryota, Fungi, Glomeromycota, Glomeromycetes, Diversisporales, Gigasporaceae.